AUGAAAUUCAUCCUACUAACGACGCUUGUGGCGGCCUGUUCAUGUGCCCGCCUGGACAACAACUACUUGCCUCCACCGGGAGCAGCAGCGGCAGGUGGCGGUCCCGGCCUGACAGCACCCUCUCCUUCGGCGGGUGGAUUCGGUAGCAAACCGCCGGGUGGUGGUGGAGGUCCUGCAGGAGGAUUCGGUGGACCAGGAGGAGUAGCUCCCGGUGGGGGCGGUUUCGGUGGCGCUGGGCCUAGUGCGGGCGGUUUUGGAGGUCCAGGAGCUCGACCAGGUUCCUUAGGAGGUGCUCCGGCUGGUGGACGCCCCAGUGCACCCUCUCCUGCCUAUGGACCUCCUUCUGGAGGAUUCGGUGGUGGAGCACCCUCUGCAUUUGGCGGCGGUGGUGGUGCUGGUGGUGCUGGUGGAGGCCCAUCGUCCUUUGGAGGAAGUUCUGGUGCCCCGUCGGGAGGUUUCGCUCCCAGUUCCGGUGGGUUCGGUGGUGGUUCCCCUGCAGCAGCUCCAGCCCCGGCUGGCCCUAGCCAACCCCCAAUUGAGAUCAUCUCCUACGAGAACAUGAACAACGGUGACGGAAGCUACAAGUACAGCUAUGAAACGGCCAACGGUAUCAAGGUUCAGGAACAGGGUGAGGUUAAGAACAAGGGCUCAGAGAAUGAGAUCCAGAGUGUGCAAGGUUCGUACUCGUACACCGCUCCGGACGGUCAGGUCAUCACGGUAACGUACAUUGCCGACGAGAACGGCUUCCAGCCGCAAGGAGACCAUCUGCCCACACCACCACCCAUUCCGGAGGAAAUUCGCAAGGGAUUGGAAGCGAUCGCUGCCGCUCAGGCUGCCGGAGGUGGUGCGUCCCCGGGAGGACCUAGCGGAGGCUACCCGAGCGGAGCUGGUGGUGGUCAGCCAUCUCAGGGCGGCUAUCCGGGUUCGGUGACCGGUUCCGGAGGAUACCCAGCGGGGGCCGGUGGUCCCGGAGCUCCGUCCGGUCAGCGUCCGUCAGGAGCCGGAGCAGGACAAGGUGGUUAUCCGAGUGGGCCAGCGGGUGGCACGGGAUCAGGAUAUCCGGCGGCAGGAGGACCAGGAGGAGCGGCUGGCUAUCCGGCGGCUGGAGGACCGGGAGGAGCGGCUGGCUAUCCAGGACCGGGCGGUCCAGCUGGAUCACCCGCCGGAUCCCGCCCCAGUGCACCAGGAAGACCGUCCGGCAAUGGUUCGUUUAACCCGCAGUCCGGCUACCAGUAUUAA
This is a messenger RNA of Anopheles coustani, 1239 nucleotides long. RefSeq names its product pupal cuticle protein 36-like. Gene Ontology annotation, molecular function: structural constituent of chitin-based larval cuticle. Gene Ontology annotation, cellular component: chitin-based extracellular matrix. The transcript is spliced from 4 exons. The record is from RefSeq and is a predicted model, not a curated record. Bases 1 to 1239 code for a protein of 412 amino acids. Lineage: Eukaryota; Metazoa; Arthropoda; Insecta; Diptera; Culicidae.